AUGGCUCGCAAGCCGGUUAUUGCGGUGGCUGGUCUCGCCUGCGAGACGUCAACUUUUAGCCCGUCCCGAACUCUGGCUCCGGCCUUUCACCCCCAAAGAGGAUCAGAGAUUGUCCAGCGAUAUGGCUUUCUUCACAACGAUAAGCCCGUGGGCCGGGAUGCCGUCUGGAAAGGUGCUCUAAUAGGCCACGCUCUACCUGGUGGCAUGGUGACGCGCGAGGCCUACGACACCCUGUCAAAGGAAAUUGUUCAACGACUGGAGGAAAUCGUGAAAGAGCAGCCCAUCGAUGGUCUAUGGUUUGACAUCCAUGGUGCUAUGUGUGUCCAAGACCUCGACGACUCCGAGGCAGAUCUUCUUCGCCGUAUUCGCAAGGUCAUUGGUCCUGAUGUUAUUGUCUCGGCUUCCAUGGACCUACAUGGAAAUGUCUCUCGCCAUCUUGCGCACAUGUGCGAUUUGAUCACUUGCUACCGCAUGGCCCCUCAUGAAGACACGAUGGAAACCAAGGAACGAGCUUGCCGCAAUCUCAUAACCGCUCUGGGCCCUUGCUCGCCAGGCAGGCGACCGCUCAAGGCUUGGAUUCCGAUCCCGAUUUUGCUACCAGGGGAGCAAACCUCUACGCGUAUGGAGCCUGCCAAGCACAUAUAUGCUGCUGUACCCGGUGUCGAGGCGACGGACGGUGUUAUAGAUGCCGCCAUCUGGGUUGGCUACGCUUGGGCUGAUGAGCCGCGCAACCGCGCUGUUGUUGUCGUCACAGGCUGGGACAAGCUGGCUGUGUCUCGCGGUGCAGAGAAGCUGGCGAAUCUUUUCUGGGAUGCACAUGCCGACUUUAAGUUUGUGGCGCCGACGGGCUCAUUUGCAGAGUGUCUUGAUGCCGCAGUCAAGUCUCCUGCCUCGGAUCGGCCAUUCUUCAUUUCUGAUUCUGGCGACAACCCAACCGCGGGAGGCUCUGGCGAUGUGACAUGGGGCUUGACAAAACUCCUCGCCCGUCCAGAGUUUACAUCACUUGAUUGCGGCUACACUGUCAUUUACGCGAGCGUUCCCGGCCCCAAAGCUAUCGAGGUUGCUGUUGCUGCAGGUAUCGGCGCCAACGUGACUGUCACCGCCGGCGCAGAAGUAGACAAUCUACAUGCUCCUCCUCUGACAAUGACAGGCAGAGUCCACUCAAUCAAGCACGGCGACAAAGAUGCAGAGACAGAAGUCGUGCUACGCAUAGGUUGCGUUCAUGCCAUCCUGACCAAACUCCGCAAGCCAUAUCACAAAGAAAAGGACUUUACAGACGUCAAGCUCGACCCGCGAUCGGCUGAUGUCGUCAUUGUCAAGAUUGGCUAUCUCGAGCCUGAGCUGUACAACAUGGCAAAGGGCUGGAUGCUGGGGCUCACUCCGGGUGGCGUUGACCAAAAUCUUGAGAGACUGGGGCACCACAGGAUACGCCGUCCUAUGUGGCCUUUUGACAAGACAUUCGAAAACGUUCCGGAUCUGAGCACUCGAUGGAUCUCUAGGUCAAAUGAGCCACUUUCGGGCGUAGACGAGUGA
Beauveria bassiana ARSEF 2860 is the source of this 1533-nucleotide messenger RNA. RefSeq names its product MlrC domain-containing protein. The transcript has a single exon. Bases 1 to 1533 code for a protein of 510 amino acids. NCBI's taxonomy places the organism in Eukaryota, Fungi, Ascomycota, Sordariomycetes, Hypocreales, Cordycipitaceae. The record is from RefSeq and is a predicted model, not a curated record.